AUGACUUCUAAGCCUGACUAUAGAGAUGGCUCCAAUGGUGACUCUGCCCCAAAGACAAUCCACUUUUUCAGGAUCAUACACCCUAAAACCCUUUUGGAGGGAAAACUAGUAAGCAUAUAUGUUUCCUUUUUCAAGAUCAUGUCUCUAUCCACUUUUUUUGCUACUCACCGAAAUAAUGCUACAUUCUCAACAUUUAUGCACUUGAUGCUUCCAAUAAAGUUUGUGAGGAGAUAUGGAGAAAGCUUACCAAACACAAUACUUCUCAAGCUUUCAAGCGGUGCAGAAUGGACAGUAAACUUGGAGAAACAUGAUGGUAGAGUUUGGCUUCAAAAUGGUUGGAAAGAAUUUGUGGAGUAUCACAGUCUAGCUUAUGGGCACCUAUUGGUUUUCAGAUAUGAUGGAACAUCCCAUUUUCAUGUACUCAUCUUUGACCCGAGUACCAUGGAAAUUGACUACCCUUUCAAUAUCUUAGAUCCUAAAAGGGCCCGCAAUGGUGAACUUAAAUCAAGUAAGAAACGGAGAACAAAUGGAAAUAGUAACAAAUAUGAGAGUUAUUCCAAUUUGCAGGACACUUCCUUUCAUUCAACAGUCAAAGACUGGAAAGGCAUGGUUCUAGAUUCCAAGUGUUUAUUGAAGAAUCCAAGUGAAAAAAAGAGAAACAUUGACCAGCGUACUGAAAUGUCAUCCAAUACUUCCUUCACAGUGGAAAUAAAAUCAUGGAACUUAAGGAAAUUCAUUGCCUUGCCAAAAGGCUCUCUGAAGGGCUACGUCAAACCUGGUGGACAAAAUGUUACGCUGCUGGUUGGUAACAGAUCAUGGAAGGUUAAUUUGAUCUAUUACCCAAAGAAACCAAGGACUUGCUUCUCUGCACGUUGGUUAAUUUUCGCAAGGGAAAAUGAUUUAAAAGUAGGAGAUGUUUGCUUGUUCGAGCUGUUAGAGUGUAGUGAUGAUGACAUGGUAAUCAAGGUUUCCAUUUCUAAACACUCUUCUGUUAAGCCGUAA
Gastrolobium bilobum is the source of this 1002-nucleotide messenger RNA. RefSeq names its product putative B3 domain-containing protein Os03g0621600. Bases 1 to 1002 code for a protein of 333 amino acids. Gene Ontology annotation, molecular function: DNA binding. The record is from RefSeq and is a predicted model, not a curated record. Lineage: Eukaryota; Viridiplantae; Streptophyta; Magnoliopsida; Fabales; Fabaceae. The transcript is spliced from 4 exons.